Molecule: messenger RNA, 1018 nt
Organism: Setaria italica (foxtail millet)
Lineage: Eukaryota; Viridiplantae; Streptophyta; Magnoliopsida; Poales; Poaceae
Product: abscisic acid receptor PYR1
Exons: 1
Coding region: 121-744 (207 amino acids)
Biological process (GO): abscisic acid-activated signaling pathway
Cellular component (GO): nucleus; cytoplasm
Molecular function (GO): signaling receptor activity; abscisic acid binding; protein phosphatase inhibitor activity
Source: RefSeq, a predicted model, not a curated record
GCAUAAUCAUCUCGGGAGCUAUGCCAAACGCACCCUAAAUAUACUCGCGCUCCAGCUCACCGGCUGUCCUCUCCCUUCUCUUCCCAAAUCGCCCCAGCGAAUCCAAUCGAGCCCAAGGCGAUGGACCAGCAGGGCGCGGGGGCGGACGGUGAGGUUCCGGCGGGGCUGGGGUUGACGGCGGCGGAGUACGAGCAGCUGCGGUCGACGGUGGAGGCGCACCACCGCUACGCCGUGGGGGCGGGCCAAUGCUCCUCUCUGCUGGCGCAGCGCAUCCACGCGCCGCCGGCCGCCGUCUGGGCCAUCGUACGCCGCUUCGACUGCCCGCAGGUGUACAAGCACUUCAUCCGCAGCUGCGCGCUCCGCCCGGAUCCUGAGGCCGGCGACAACCUCCGCCCCGGCCGCCUCCGCGAGGUCAGCGUCAUCUCCGGCCUCCCCGCCAGCACCAGCACCGAGCGCCUCGACCUCCUCGACGACGCCGCCAGGGUCUUCGGCUUCUCCAUCACCGGCGGCGAGCACCGCCUCCGCAACUACCGCUCCGUCACCACCGUCAACGAGCUCGCCGGCCCCGGGAUCUGCACCGUCGUGCUCGAGUCCUACGUCGUCGACGUCCCCGACGGCAACACCGAGGAUGACACCCGCCUCUUCGCCGACACGGUUAUCAGGCUCAACCUCCAGAAGCUCAAGUCCGUCGCUGAGGCCAACGCCGCAGCCGCCGCCGCCCCUCCGCCGGAGCCGGCGGAGUAGCGACGGCUGGAGUGGGAGCAACAGCAAGUUUUGGGCGUUUCUGUAAUUUCGCUUCAUGGGGACAGGGUUUCUCUGAAUUGAAUCGGAUCAUGGAUGCACUUCUGGACAAGGAGGGGUCAGCUUGAAUUUAGGUGUCAUUGCAAGGGUGCUGCUACCUGUAAUAAUCUCUCUUUCUCCUGCUGGGAUUCCUUCCAUUCUUCUUUACUUCUUCCGGAAUUUGGUUAAUUUCAGCUUUAUGUGAUUGGAAUGGUUCCUUAGGAAUUGCGGCUUCUCA